Molecule: messenger RNA, 1353 nt
Organism: Aspergillus homomorphus CBS 101889
Lineage: Eukaryota; Fungi; Ascomycota; Eurotiomycetes; Eurotiales; Aspergillaceae
Product: putative RNA polymerase II Elongator complex associated protein Kti12
Exons: 3
Coding region: 28-1353 (441 amino acids)
Source: RefSeq, a predicted model, not a curated record
CCAUUCCUCCCUCAUCACACCCCCACCAUGCCACUCAUAGUCCUAACGGGCUACCCCUGCUCGGGCCUAACCUACCGCGCCAACCAACUCGCCGCACAACUCGAAGCAACACAGAACGAGCUCUACGCCUCAGGCGUGUUCCCCGAGAGCAAGCCGCGGUUCAAGGUACACGUCGUUCCGACACACGACCCAUCGCACCCGCGGACGGUCUACGAUCAUGCGCGCACAGAGAAGGAGUCGCGCGGGGUGGCGUACGCGCGGGCGAAGCGCGCACUCGGGAAGGACAGUUUCGUGAUUCUGGAUGGGAUGAAUUACAUCAAGGGGUACCGGUAUCAGCUGUGGUGUGAGGCGAAGGCAUUGAAGACGAGUUCGUGUGUGGUGCACGUCGGUACGCCGAUCGAUCAAUGCGUUGCGAAUAACGAGGCGCGGAUUCGGCGCGAUGAGGCGAGGGAUACUGGUGCAUCAGGUCAAGCUCAGCGCAUAGAAGGAGACGGAGAAGGAGAAGUUCAAGCUCCGCCCACCGAAGCAGAGGCACCCAGCGGGGAACCCGCGACCACCGACAAAGAAGACCCUUACCCGCGCGACCUCCUCAACAACCUCAUCUUCCGGUACGAGGAACCCAGCAUGCACAGCCGCUGGGACAAGCCGCUAUUCACGGUCCCGUGGGAGGACGCGACGCCGCCCAUCGCGGCGAUCUGGACCGCAUUAACGGGGGUGCCGCACCCGUCCCAGCACCCGGAUACACCCUCCGAAGAACAAAGCGCAAGCACCCUCCUCAACCUAACGACCUCCUCACUGAACAAUACGCACCUCUCACCCUCCGACACCGCCAGCCUCGCCCCCUCGACCUUCACCUCCGCCACCACCUCUGGCACCCGCACACCCCUAGGCCGCCCCCGCAUCAAACCGCACCAAGCCACCGCCCUCCCAGCCAGCACCUCGUCCUCAGCACUCUACAGCCUCGAAAAACGGACCUCAGCCAUCGUCUCCGCAAUCCGCGACUUCACGCUCCGCCACCCCUCCGCCGAGGAGGCGUUAGCCUUGCCAUCUACCAGAGAGGGUGGUGAGGGAUCACAGCACCCAGGGUUCAGCAUCCCCGUGCCCGAGGCAUCGAUCGCGGUGUUCGUGCCGGCGCAUGUCGCGCGGUCCGGGCCGACGGAUGAGCUUGCGGGCGCGGGCGGGGUGCUCGCUUUGCCGAAGUUGCAGAGGUUGCGGAGGCAGUGGAUUGCGUUGAAUCGGGCGUAUGUUGCUGGGCCGCAUGCGAGUGCUAGUGGGGGUGGGUUAAAGGCGGAGGAGGUGCCGGAUGCGUUUGUGAGAUUUCUGAAUGCGGAGGUUGGUGGGGAGGAGGAUUAG